Ilex paraguariensis (yerba mate) is the source of this 735-nucleotide messenger RNA. The record is from the annotation of a GenBank genome assembly. Lineage: Eukaryota; Viridiplantae; Streptophyta; Magnoliopsida; Aquifoliales; Aquifoliaceae.
AUGGAGAACCGAAUCAGAGGAAGUGGUCAUGGCAUUGCAGCUGCAAGGAUGGAUGCAAAGUUAAACACUGCAGGGUGGAUCUCUGAACAAAUGGGUGGUGUAAGUUACCUGGAAUUUCUACGAGCACUUGAAGAAAAAGUAGAUCAGAACUGGGAUGAAAUCUCUGCCUCCCUAGAGAAUAUCCGACAAUCUUUAAUUUCAAGGAAAGGUUGCCUAAUAAAUCUAACUGCAGAUGGAAAAAACCUUACAAACUCAGAAAAAUAUGUUGGCAAAUUUCUGGAUUUGCUUCCAAGCACUUCCACGGUUGAAUCAUCUAGUUGGACUGCUCGGCUUCCUCCAAUAAAUGAAGCUAUUGUUAUACCUACUCAGGUAAAUUAUGUUGGGAAAGCAGCUAACAUAUAUGAGACUGGUUACCAGCUUAGAGGGAGUGCAUAUGUUAUUUCUAAAUACAUUAGUAAUACAUGGUUGUGGGAUCGGGUACGAGUUAGUGGUGGGGCUUAUGGAGGCUUCUGUGAUUUUGAUACUCACUCAGGAGUAUUCUCAUUCUUAUCAUAUCGUGAUCCCAAUUUAUUGAAAACACUUGGUGUAUAUGACGGAACUGGUGGAUUCCUCCGAGAAUUGGAAAUGGAUGAUGAUACUCUUACAAAAGCAAUUAUAGGGACUAUCGGAGAUGUAGAUGCAUACCAGCUACCUGAUGCCAAAGGAUAUAGUAGGUUAGUUGGCAUUCUUCAUUGA